Messenger RNA from Penicillium maclennaniae, 315 nucleotides. RefSeq lists its product as uncharacterized. The record is from RefSeq and is a predicted model, not a curated record. The transcript is spliced from 4 exons. Lineage: Eukaryota; Fungi; Ascomycota; Eurotiomycetes; Eurotiales; Aspergillaceae. Gene Ontology annotation, biological process: vacuole fusion, non-autophagic. Bases 1 to 315 code for a protein of 104 amino acids. Gene Ontology annotation, molecular function: endopeptidase inhibitor activity.
AUGAAAUUCUUCCUUCUGACUGCCCUGUUGGGUCUGCUUCCGCUGGCACUGGCUGCCAAGGUACUGAAGUCCGUUAUCGUGACUUUCCCCAAUGGAACGCCUUCCGGAGUAAUCGAUCAGGCGAAAGAAUCAAUCGUGGCUUCCGGUGGCGUCAUCACUCAUGAUUAUCAUCUUAUCAACGGAUUUGCUGCGGACGCUCCAGUGAAUGCUCUCCAGACACUCUCCACACAGGAUACCCAAUACAAGCCGGAGAUUGAGGAGGAUAAGAUCGUGUCGAUCAAUGGCGACUUCGAGGGCGAGGAACUUUCUCUUUGA